UUUAUUAGGUAGCUGACUGACAACUGGUCCCACCCGCUAGUAUCUCUCAGAGCUAAAGCCGCGCCGCGUCUUUCUUGUCAAUACAUUGGAUGUAACAAUUACAUACUCUGAACCUACACCUACAUCUUUAUCCAUCCGUAACAAAAUCAAGAUGGACCGCAGUCUUGACGAGAUCGUUGCUGAAUCCCAGCAGAGAAAGCGAGGCUCUAGACCUCCUCGCCGAGGAGGUGGUGGAGGACGACCUCGAGAACGCGAUUCUUACCCCCGCGACGGUGUUAGAAAGUCUGCCAGAGAUGACUCCCGAAACUUGGAUUCAGAAUGGGUUCACGAUAAGUUCGAUGAUUCCAGUUCGCGCAACCGUCAACGAGGACCAAGACGGCGACCCUCUCCAGACCGAUUCCAAGAUGCUCGUGGAACCAAGAUCAAGGUAGAGAACCUACACUACGAACUCACCGAAGGCGAUCUCAACGGCCUAUUCGAUAAGAUUGCACCGGUUGUUAAGCUCGAGCUGUUGUACGACCGCGCUGGGCGGUCCGAAGGCAUUGCUUUCGUCACCUACGAGAGUCGUGACGACGCGCAAGAGGCAAUCAGUCAAUACGAUGGUGCUAAUGCUAGAGGCCAACCAAUCCGCCUGUCCAUCGUGAACUCAGCACCUAGACGCAACCCUUUCGACACAGCUCACAUGCCGGGUCGACCUCUAGCUGAGCGUAUCACUCGACCCCGCUCUCUGUCACCUCGACGUGAUAUGGACCGAGACAGGGGUAUUGACCGCUACGUCCCAGGAACCCGUAGUCGAUCGCGUAGCCCGCGACCUCGUCGACGUGGUGGAAGGCGACCCGGUGCUCGACGCGAGCGUGACCGCGAUGACAAUACCCCGAAUACGAACGGACGAGACAAGGUUGGUCGAGAUGGACGACCUAAGAAGACUCAAGAGGAGCUAGAUGCUGAGAUGGCUGAUUAUUUCAACCCGAGUGGUGGAAACGAUGUCGGAGAGGCGAGUGUUAGUGCUCCUGCUGGCGAUGAUGUUGAUAUGAUUGAGUAAUUUCGGGCCAUUGAAAAGGGGAUAUCUGAUACAUAGCAUCUAGGCAUGCAUCAUAGCUUUUGUUGCUAGAUAAAAUAGGGCGUUCUUGAGGGCAAUAAGAGUGAAUUUCGGUCCGAAUGGGUUUGUGUUUUUGGUAAUAUACUGGUGAUAUGUGAACUUGUCUGCUAGUUUAUCCGACUUCCGCAAGUCGAAAGGGGAUGAACAGGUAGUUUGGGGCCGAAUUUUU
Molecule: messenger RNA, 1268 nt
Organism: Hypoxylon trugodes
Lineage: Eukaryota; Fungi; Ascomycota; Sordariomycetes; Xylariales; Hypoxylaceae
Product: RNA-binding domain-containing protein
Exons: 8
Coding region: 152-1042 (296 amino acids)
Biological process (GO): mRNA export from nucleus
Cellular component (GO): nucleus
Molecular function (GO): mRNA binding
Source: RefSeq, a predicted model, not a curated record